This is a messenger RNA of Monopterus albus (swamp eel), 1551 nucleotides long. It is a transcript of the gene pak1ip1, whose product is annotated as PAK1 interacting protein 1. The transcript has 10 exons. NCBI's taxonomy places the organism in Eukaryota, Metazoa, Chordata, Actinopteri, Synbranchiformes, Synbranchidae. Gene Ontology annotation, molecular function: protein binding. Bases 292 to 1365 code for a protein of 357 amino acids. The record is from RefSeq and is a predicted model, not a curated record.
AAAACACCUGUUCCCCAAGACGCGAGGAUAGAGGUUUGCGCAAGCGCAAUAGCUGCACACGUUAUUUUGGAUUUGGAAGUGCGAGCAUAAACUAUUCGAGAUAUCGUGCUUAGAAGGUUUACGGCGCCGUUUACGUUGUUUAUUUUGUCUGCAUUUUUCAUGAAGGUCUAUUUUUGCACUGUUUUUAAGUGUCGCUCAAGCAAAGCCACAAAUUAUAGACAGAAGAAAUUACAGACGUUUUAAGAAAGCUAACGGGCUAGCUUAAGCCACUGUAGCUACUUAAGUAGCAGCAUGGCAGCUGUUCUGGAACUGAUUGCUGGAAGUUACGAGCAAGUCACCUUUGGUUACCGAGUGAAACCUGAUGAGAAAGAGUGGAACGCCAAGGCAGACUUCACACAUCACGCCCACACAGCAUCCAUAUCAGCUGUGGCAGCCAGUCAGAGGUUUGUUGUCACAGGAAGCAAAGAUGAGACCAUACAGAUGUACGAUAUGAAAAAGAAAGUUGAGCACGGUGCUUUGCUGCACCAUGAUGGUACCAUCACCUGCCUGGAGUUUUAUGGGACAUCUCAUUUACUGAGUGGAGCAGAGGAUGGACUCAUAUGUGUGUGGAGCACAAAGAAGUGGGAGUGCCUGAAAUCCAUCAAAGCUCAUAAAGGCCAUGUCACAUCGCUGUCUGUCCAUCCCUCUGGGAAACUUGCACUUUCAGUGGGGACAGACAAGACUCUCAGAACGUGGAAUCUAAUCAAUGGAAGAUCAGCUUUUAUCAAAAACAUAAAACAGAAUGCACACAUUGUCAGAUGGUCUCCAGAUGGGGAUAAAUAUGUGGUGGUGCUAAAUGACAAGGUGAACAUUUAUGACCUGGAGACAGCUUCUGUCACGGGAACCGUCAUAAAUCCCAAAAGGAUCUCAUCUGUGAGGUUCUUAAAUAACUCCAUCCUCGCUGUUGCAGGAGACGAUGAAACUGUGAGAUUGUGUGACAUUGGAAAAGAGAAAUGGGUGUGUGAGUUCAAGGCUCAUGAAACCAGGGUGAAAGCAGUUGACAGUUUCGAUAUGGAGGAUUACUGCGUGAUGGUGACUGCUUCCAACGAUGGAUUCAUCAAAAUGUGGAAACUCCAGCUUAAAGAGGAGCUGGCAUCUCCCACCCUCCUAGGGGAAGUAAACACAGCAGCCAGAUUGACGUGCCUGGCUGUGUGGAAACCUUCAUCAGUUCAGCAGAUCAAUGAGGAGCCCGCAGCUGAAGCGACAACAGCGAAAGAACUUGCUCAAGAACUUUCAAAGAGGAAAAGAGUCCGAAUUGCAACAGAAGAAGUUGUACUGGAAGAUGAAAGCAAACCCCAAAAGAAGAAAAAAGGUGGUGGCAAAUAAAAAGAGCAGCAAUAAAAAAACAUUCAUUCAUGGACUAUUUUAAAUUGGGAGUUUUUGGUCAAAUAUGCCUUUAUUUGUUGUGAUUUCCACAAAUUGGUGAUGAAUACAAGUUAGCAUUCAUAUUUUGAUUUUAUGUUUCAAAAAUACUUUUGCUGUGAGCACCAAAAAGAGAAUUGUGAAAAAUGA